AUGUCGCUUUCAGAUUGGACAGAUUGGAAUCAGGCCGCCGUCGUUCGUCUUAAGAGCCACGGAGUCCAGAAUAUUGAUCUUUCAACUUUCCCUUCGUCGUCACUCGCCGCUGUUCUUGUGCUUCUUUACGAGGAUGCUGGUCGACUGCGCGUACUGCUGACGACUCGGUCUAAGCUAUUGAGGACUCAUGCUGGACAGACCGCUCUGCCAGGUGGCAGGGUAGAUGAUACAGACCGGGAUCUUACCCAUACAGCCUAUAGGGAAGCACACGAGGAAGUCGGCCUUCCGUUAGGUUGCCCUCACAUCCAAACGUUGUGUACCUUCGAACCAUUCCUGUCGCUCCACAGACUGCUUGUCACCCCGGUUGUUGCCUUGUUGACCGACAACAGCGUUCUGGAAGGACUGACCGCUUCUGAAGGCGAAGUGUCUCGUAUAUUUAGUCAUCCUCUGGAAGCCCUCCUUGAUCCGAUGAUUGUGAAAGAUGACGCCUUAGCCGCGUUCGGUUCGGAAGACUGGUUUUAUGAAAACGAACUCCAUAAUACAACUGACUCCUUGGUCCCACUCUUGGGGAACACACCGUAUCGUAUGCAUCGGUUCCGAAGUACUGCGUCACCUGUCAAAGGUCUCACCUCGGAUAUUCUGAUUUCUGUUGCCCAACUCGCAUUUGAUAAAGAGCCAACAUACGAACGCUAUGCCCCAGCCCAGCCGCACGGAUUCCAAAAUAUAAUUGCUAUUGUUCGACAACAAAUGCCAUCAAAUGUCAAGUCUGUAUAGAGGGUGUUUUAUAUCAAGCAGAGUCCUUGUUUUAGAACCGGUGUGAACGCCAACGCUUGUUAACUGUACCUUAUAAAAGUUUAUACAUCUAAUUGCGGGCUGUCCUGAACUUAGGGAC
Molecule: messenger RNA, 892 nt
Organism: Guyanagaster necrorhizus
Lineage: Eukaryota; Fungi; Basidiomycota; Agaricomycetes; Agaricales; Physalacriaceae
Exons: 5
Coding region: 1-774 (257 amino acids)
Biological process (GO): coenzyme A catabolic process
Molecular function (GO): coenzyme A diphosphatase activity
Source: RefSeq, a predicted model, not a curated record